AUGGAGGAAGCCGAGAGACAGCAGUACGAGAUCCAGUCCCAGGACCUGCGCGCCGAUCUGAAGCGCUGGGAGGGAGACUGGGCCAAGAAGAACGACGGCAAGAAGCCCAGCAGGACCGACAUCAAGCAGAACCCCAUAAUCGCCCAGAAGUACAAAAAGUACAACCAGGUUCGCGACAUCUUGGAUGGCAAGGUCCAACCACCAAAGAAGCACGACAAGUCGCGGAAGCGCAAGUCAGAGACCGACGCGGCACCCGUUCAGACUCCUUCCAAGCGAUCAAGACCUGCUGCCACGCCCUCCAAGGCCCAGCAACAUAUCGACAUCAUUGAUAGCUUCGAGACGCCGUCGAUUCGCCGACUGUUCAGCCCAGUUGUACCUACGUCAAUCGGGCCUACCCCCCAGCGGGAUGGUCGCGUACUGGGACUCUUCGAUCUGCUUGAGGAGAACGACGAGAAUACGCCUUCGCGCGCGCGGUAUGGAGACACCACCGUGUCGGAUCCGCAGGUGCACGCGACGCCUACUAAGCGAUCGUUUGCCGAGAUGGACCCCGAGAGCGCUGUCAAACUGGGGAGAACACCGCAGUCGGCAAGCAAGCGCGCCAUGCUCGACACCUUCAUGACGCCGCUGAAGAAGCGAGACCCCAACGUGCAGGGUGCCAGGACCCCCAGUACGACCAGCAAGCUGCAGUUCUCGACGCCCGCCUUCCUAAGGAGGGCUCCUUUGCCUCCCGUCGAUGAGGAUGGCAAAUACGUCUCGCCCAGGCCUCUCAGACUGCCGCGGAAGCCUCUUGUGCGUGGCCUCAGCAGCGUGGUGGCUAGUUUGCGGAAGAUGGAAGAGGAGAAGCUGGAUGAUGACCUGGAGGCACUGCGUGAGAUGGAGAAUGACGCUGAGCCGUCAGAGGCUCCCAAGGUUGUUCAGCCAAAGGCCAAGGAAGAUGUUCUGGUCCCCGACAGCCAAGCGCCACAACUUCUGGGUGGAUUUGACGACGAAGGCCGGUUUGACAGUGACCCCGAGGAACAACGGGGUCGUGACGGCCAGCCUCUCAGGGUCUUUAAGAAGAAAGGACAGAAGCGAACUACGAGAAAGGUCAACAUGCGGCCCACACGUGCAAGGCGGCCACAACAGUCCCUCGAAGACAUGCCAUCCGACAUCGAGGAGGAGACCUCAGACACUGUGCCGGAGACACAAUACGACUCUACGAAGAUUGGCGAUUCAGACACUGUGGAUCUUGGAUCUGGGUCAGACUUUUCAGGCUCUGACGGUGAGGGUGAGGAGGAGAAGCCCAAGAAGAAGACCAAGACGGCGAAGAAGACGGAAAAAGCUGUGAAGGUCACCAAGGACGAGAAGGAGAACCCGAUCAAGAAGGCGGCAAAGAAGGUGAAUGCCAUGGCACAUGCCAACUUCAAGCGGCUCAAGUUGCGCAACAACGGCGCAAAGGGUGGGCCUGGGUUCGGGAGCAGGUUCAGGAGACGAAGAUAA
Neoarthrinium moseri is the source of this 1479-nucleotide messenger RNA. RefSeq lists its product as uncharacterized. Gene Ontology annotation, cellular component: DNA replication preinitiation complex. The coding region runs from base 1 to 1479 and encodes 492 amino acids. The record is from RefSeq and is a predicted model, not a curated record. Gene Ontology annotation, biological process: DNA replication initiation; mitotic DNA replication preinitiation complex assembly; DNA replication. The transcript has a single exon. Gene Ontology annotation, molecular function: single-stranded DNA binding; DNA replication origin binding. NCBI's taxonomy places the organism in Eukaryota, Fungi, Ascomycota, Sordariomycetes, Amphisphaeriales, Apiosporaceae.